GGGCUGGGUCCUGUGACAGCGGAGGCUUUGAACGUGACUAACCGGGAAGAAAAGCAGCGGUGUUUUCCGGAAGACGUGAGAGCAGAAAUUAACGUAAAGGAGGGAACAGCCGACAAAGCGAGGCUUCUUCCUGUCAUUCAUAAGAAAGAACUCGGGAAGCAUCCCCCAGGCGCUCUGUUGUUUGAUAGAGAGGGGACGGAAGGCGCGGCCGGCGCCCCCGACUCGGGUAGCAGCUGUGGUAGCGCCCAGGCUGCGCCGGCCCCGACCGCUCACUGCCCUUCCUCUCAGCGCCGGCUCUCUCCGCUCCUCCCUCCGGGCCAGGUGUCCGCGGCUGCCGGGGCUUCCAGGGUUUCCGACUGCGCUGCUUGAACACCCGUUCCGCCCCUGGGGCAUCUCUGUCACCGGCGGGUCAGCACCGUCUCCUCGAACGAGUCGCGAUCUCAGUAUCGCCCUGCGAGGUCUGAAGAUCCGCAGGGAAGCAGUGGGCACGGAACGCACGGGUUCGGGUCUCACAAACGCUCCAAAGCGCUUCCCAGCUCCUCUUGUGGCCGCAUAAAGUCGAAUACUCGGGGGUGUAAACAGGCAGUAACAGGGAUUCUGAGAAAUGGACGAGAGCAGUUUUCAAGCUUAUGAAGAUGAAAUCCAGGCACUGGAAGAGGAAAUUAGGCUGUUGACAGAACAGUAUGAAGAUAUCCAACAAGAAGAAUCCACCUUCUUUUCUAAUGAGGAGAUACUGGAGUCAAUGAAAUCAUUCCAAGACGAAACUGAGGGACAUGAAUCUCUGUCAGACCUGAAAGCUCAGCUUGAAAGUCUAGAAAGAGAACUCUCAUUUUUAACGGCAGUUACUGGGUUUCAUUUCACAAGUCAUUCCAAGAAAACAGUGGAAAAAACUAAAAAUGGGACGGUGAAGAAGCACAGAUUAUCAGGGAAGUGUUACUCCCUGUCUUUUCAACUGGAAUUCCAGCUUCUUGAAACGCCGAACAGUGAGAAAGUGUCUGCUGUUGUUAGUGAUCUCAGCAUUAUAAUGGAUUCCAGAGAAGAUUCAAAUGUGAGCAAGUUUGUGUCAAGCACUGAAGAACGUGGAGAUCUUCCAACAUUUUUCAGAGGCAUUUCAACCUAUGCUAAGUGGCAUGAACAUCGUAGAUGCACCUUCCUGCAUUUCAAGGCCAAGUAUCCUGACAUCGUGACCCUUCCGGAAGGACUGCUGGGAGAUUUUAUAAUUCUAAGGAGCCCUAAAGUUUCUGGGUUUGAAUUGAUGAUUGUCUGGAAGAUCCAUCUUGAUGAAGAAGGGACCACUACGCCUGUCCUGGACCUGCUGCCCAAAAUACCAGAGCAAGUUGUGGAGCAGAGGAUGACGACUGUGGAGAGCAUCCCUGGCUGCUUCCGCAGCCUGCUGCGGCUCUUCGGGAUCGAGGCAGCCAUCGAGAACCUGAUCCAAGUGCUGGACUCUGAAAAAUGAAUGCCAGCAUCGCUUACACCAGGUAGCAAGUUCAAAA
Molecule: messenger RNA, 1496 nt
Organism: Hirundo rustica (Barn swallow)
Lineage: Eukaryota; Metazoa; Chordata; Aves; Passeriformes; Hirundinidae
Gene: CENPP
Product: centromere protein P
Exons: 10
Coding region: 605-1459 (284 amino acids)
Biological process (GO): CENP-A containing chromatin assembly
Cellular component (GO): nucleus; chromosome, centromeric region
Source: RefSeq, a predicted model, not a curated record